GUCUCCGUCCCGUCUUUUUCGCAGAAAAGGAGAAUUUCUUUUCUUCCACUCCCGCUCCCGCUCCCACUCCGCCCCCUCGGUCAAUUCGGCUGGGGGCCACAUCAGAUACGGGCCAAGAAAUCGACGGGACUGAGCUUUACCUCUGCCCAUCUUAUCAAUUGGUAGUAGAUGCGCAAGGCCACCAUCAUGUCCUCCCAAGUCGACAACAAGAUUGUCGCGGCGGCCUCGUCGAGCGAAGCGGAGAAGCGAGAGCAACAACAGGAACAAGAACAGCAACAGCAACAGCAACAGCAACGAUCCAACGGCAGCGACGAGAAAACCCCCAAUACCGUAGGCACAGACAUGCUGGGCUCAACCUCGCCGGCCACAGCCGAAUUGGGCCACAAAUCCUUCGGUGUGGCCCGCAUUGAGGCCAUCACCUCGGUCAUGACCCGCUUCGAUCGCAUCUUCAUCUUCCUGGGUGUCUUCCUCGUCUCGUACGCCUACGGCCUCGACGGCACCUUGCGCUACGCCUACCAACCCACCGCCACCGCCUCGUUCCAGAGUCACUCCCUUCUAUCCACCGUCAACGUGCUGCGCUCCGUUAUCGCCGCCGCUGCCCAGCCCACCUCGGCCAAGAUCGCCGACGUCUUCGGUCGCGUCGAGCUCCUCUGCGUCUCCGUCUUCUUCUACGUCCUCGGCACCGUAGUCGAGACCGUCUCCGACGAUGUCCAGGCCUUCUCCGCCGGCGCCGUCAUCUACCAGGUCGGCUACACCAUGAUCAUACUCCUCGUCGAGGUCAUCAUCGCCGACAUCACCUCCACCCGCGCCCGUCUCCUCUUCUCCUACAUCCCCGCCACCCCGUUCCUCGUCAACACCUGGGUCAGCGGCGACAUCUCCCAGGCCGUCCUCGACAACACCACCUGGCGCUGGGGCAUCGGCAUGUGGUGCAUCAUCUACCCCGCCUGCGCCCUCCCGCUCAUCGUCGCCCUCUCCAUCGUCGCCCGCCGCGCCCGCCAGCGCGGCCUGCUCGACAAGCACAAAACGCCCUUCCAGGCCCUCGGCUGGCGGAAGGGCUGGGUCGACCUCUUCUGGCGCCUCGACGUCAUCGGCAUCGUCCUCGUCAUCGCCAUGUUCGCCCUCAUCCUCGUGCCCAUGACCAUCGCCGGCGGCUUCGAGUCGCAGUGGUCCCGCCCCCACGUCAUCGCCCCCCUCGUCGUCGGCAUCUGCGUCAUCCCCGUCUUCUUCUGGUGGCAGACCCGCUCCCCGCACGCCCUCGUCCCCUACUGGCAGAUGAAGGACCGCGGCAUCUGGGGCGCCCUCGGCAUCGCCUUUUUCCUCAACUUCGCCUGGUACAUGCAGGGCAACUACCUCUACACCGUCCUCAUCGUCGCCUUCGACAUGAGCGUCAUGACCGCCACCCGCGUCACCUCGCUCUACUCCUUCACCUCCGUCCUCGUCGGCUUCCUCCUCGGUUUUGUUGUCUACAGGGUCCGCCGCCUCAAGGUCUUCAUCGUCAUCGGCACCUGCCUCUUCCUCGUCGCCUUCGGCCUGCUGAUCCACUACCGCGGCGGCGUCUCCGACUCCGCCCGCGCCGGCAUCAUCGGUGCCGAGGUCCUCCUGGGCGUCGCCGGCGGCAUGUUCCCCUACCCGGCCCAGGCCUCCCUGCAGACCUCGCUCCGCCACGAGCACCUCGCCGUCAUGACCGCCCUCUACCUCGCCACCUACAACGUCGGCUCCGCCUUUGGCAACACCGUCUCCGGCGCCUUCUGGUCCCAGCUCCUCCCCGGCACCCUCGCCGACAGGCUCGCCCAGUUCAACAACGACACCAUCGCCACCAUGACCUACGACGACCCCUUCACCGCCGUCGCUUUGUACCCCGUCGGCACCCCCGAGCGCGAGCAGAUCAUUGCCGCCUACCAGCAUGUCCAGCGCUUGCUGUGCAUCACCGGUAUCUGCCUCUCCGUGCCCCUCGUCGCUUUCGCUAUCUGCAUGCGCAACCCCAAGUUGAACGACAAGCAGACUUUGGCGGAGGAGUCGUCAUCGGACGAUGAGAGCGCUCGCAGGGUUUAGAAUAGAGGUGAAAUUU
Molecule: messenger RNA, 2068 nt
Organism: Sodiomyces alkalinus F11
Lineage: Eukaryota; Fungi; Ascomycota; Sordariomycetes; Glomerellales; Plectosphaerellaceae
Product: MFS general substrate transporter
Exons: 2
Coding region: 169-2052 (627 amino acids)
Biological process (GO): transmembrane transport; intracellular iron ion homeostasis
Cellular component (GO): endosome; vacuolar membrane
Molecular function (GO): siderophore-iron transmembrane transporter activity
Source: RefSeq, a predicted model, not a curated record